Balaenoptera ricei (Rice's whale) is the source of this 1918-nucleotide messenger RNA. It is a transcript of the gene PNLDC1, whose product is annotated as PARN like ribonuclease domain containing exonuclease 1. The coding region runs from base 1 to 1746 and encodes 581 amino acids. Gene Ontology annotation, cellular component: cytoplasm; endoplasmic reticulum. NCBI's taxonomy places the organism in Eukaryota, Metazoa, Chordata, Mammalia, Artiodactyla, Balaenopteridae. The record is from RefSeq and is a predicted model, not a curated record. Gene Ontology annotation, molecular function: RNA binding; poly(A)-specific ribonuclease activity. Gene Ontology annotation, biological process: nuclear-transcribed mRNA poly(A) tail shortening. The transcript has 18 exons.
AUGUUAGGCAGCAGUUACAGCCUCGGCCCCAGGGUGGCCCAGGUGGAACGGGGUGGCCUGGCUUGUCCUUGCGUUGGCUCCCUCUGUUCUCCCUUCUUGACCUCACCUGGCCUCUUGAGCACCAAGAAGGUGAGCCAGAACUUUUGCCGCCUGCAGCGUUUACAGCAGCAAGAGCCUUGCGAUGGCCUGCGCCUGGGGACUCUUGUCUUUCUUGCCUCCCCUGCAGGUCUAGACAUAGAGUUCACCGGCCUUCGUUCUAACCUGUCCGGGCCCCAGCAGAUCAGUCUGUUUGACUUGCCAUCGGAGUGGUAUCUAAAGACCCGUCAGAGUGUUCAGCAGUUCACCAUCUGUCAGAUUGGAUUGUCUGUGUUUUCCAGUAUUGAAGGCGAGUCAAACAAGUAUGUAGCCCAUUCGUGUAACUUCUUUCUCUUCCCUACAACGUUUGGGAUUUUGGAUUCAGAGUUCUCUUUCCAGGCUUCUAGUGUUCAGUUUUUGAAUCAGUAUGGCUUCGAUUAUAACAAGUUUCUCAAAAACGGAAUCCCGUAUAUGAACGAAGAACAGGAGAAGAAAAUUAAACACAGCAUCCUGACUGGGAACUGGAGAGUUCGCAGUUCUCUGGAUAAAGACCAAAUCAAGGCGGUGAUUGACAAGGUGACGCGCUGGCUGGACCUGGCAGAGGAAGGCGACUGGAUGGCCCUCCCUGGUGUCACCGGCUUCCAAGCCUUCGAGGUCCAGCUUGUGCUGAGGAAGGCCCUCCCUGACAUCUGGACGGUGAUGAGAGACGAGGGGGUGACAGUGAAGAAAGUGAGUAAACAGCAUCGCUGGUAUCUUGAGAACACCUCUUGCGAUCAAGAGAGCUGUUGGAAGGAGAAGAUUCUUCUCUCUGCGAGGGGUUUUUCGGUGUUUUUCCAGAUGCUGGUGAAAGCCCAGAAGCCCUUAGUGGGACAUAAUAUGAUGAUGGAUCUGCUGCAUCUCCAUGAGAAGUUCUUCAGACCUCUCCCAGAAAGCUAUGAUGAAUUUAAGCUGAAUAUCCACAACCUAUUUCCUGUUCUCAUUGAUACCAAAAAUGUGACAAAGGAUAUCUGGAAGGAACUGAAUUUCCCAAGGGCUUCAAAUCUUUCAGAAGUUUAUGAAUGCCUAAACAGCGACUUGAAUCCCACCAAGAAUUCUGGGCCAGUGAUUAUUCAUGCGAGUAGAUGUGAAAAAUACGUUGAGACCAAGUGUCCCCAUGAAGCAGCGUACGAUGCCUUCCUGUGCGGAUCAGUUCUUUUGAAAGUGGCCCACUUGCUCCUGUGGAGAGUGCACGGGGCUCUUCCCAUCCCCGAGCCCUCCUUCCCGCUGUACCUCAACGUGCUGGCUCCCCACGUGAACCAGGUGAAUCUUAUCCGAGCCGGGGUCCCCACGAUCAAUUUUUCGGGUCCAGAUGACCCCAGUAUCCGCCCUCCCAUCCUCGUCGUCACCGUCAGGAGGUGGCCCGGGGUCAGCGAGCAGCAAGUCUACCACGAGUUUCAGAACCUUGGCAAGUUUGAUGUCAGGAGACUGGCGGGGAACCGGUUCCUGCUCCUGACCAAGAAGUUUAAGGACACCCGGAGCAUCCUGAAGGAGUACAGGUGCCACCCCACCCUGCAGGUCUCCGUGUACCGCUACUGGAGACACUCCCCGAACGUCAGCUGCCUGUUACAGGUCUGUGGCGUAGUCACCACCUGGGCCUUUAUCGCGUUUCUCCUGGGAAGAGCUCGCCCCUGAGCGCAGCAAGGCCGCCUGCAGUCCCGUCCUGUCUCCGCGCGAUCCCGGGGCUGCUGUCCCGGCUUCUGUUUGUUCAGAUCACAUCCUGCUUGCAUAUGGGUCCUGCGCGGUCCUUACGAGGAGUUUUGUUGUGUGUCGAAUGUGAAAUUCUGUAAAUGUUAUCAACGAUAAA